GACCGGAAGCACAUGCUGGCGCGCUGCUGCCGAUGUUGUUGUCACCUGUGACAUGUAGCUAGAAAACCGUAGUGAUUUAUUUGUGUUUUUUAUAAACUAUAACCUUUGUGUAAAUAAUCAAAGAAUGGCAGCAACGGUCGCUACACCUGUCACCCCCACGGAGCACGACCCGGACCGGUGUGGGAGUGAGGAGGAGAGCCGCGGGGCCGAGGCGGAGGAGGAGAGCAGCCAGCAGCAGACAGGCCCCGCUGCCUCCGUGACCCACAGCCGGCUGUCCAAACUCCCGCUGGCCCGCAUCAAGGCGCUCAUGAAGACCGACCCAGACGUGUCACUCGCCAGCCAGGAGUCUGUGUUCAUCAUCGCUAAAGCCACGGAGUUGUUUGUUGAGAUGAUUGCCAAAGAUUCCCUGGUGUACGCCCAGCAAGGGAAGAGGAAAACCUUGCAGAGAAAGGACUUGGACAACGCAAUAGAGGCCAUUGAUGAAUUUGCAUUUCUUGAAGGCACACUAGAUUAAACCCGGCUUCAGGAAAGGAGAACAUUGAAUAUCUGCAACCAUCCAAGAAACUUUCUGUCGCAGAGAUACAAUUUGUUGUGAUGAACCUUUGUGGUACUUUUGUAAGUCAAACUCUCAGAUUGGAUAUUUAUAAAUGCUUUUCUAAAAUGUGCCGUUAAGAUUUUUCAUACUUAACUUUGAAGACAUCAGUGGUAGUGUGUAAAUGUUUUGUAAAUAUUUGUGAAAUACUGCUGUACAAUUAAAUAAAUUUAAGUUUUAAACAACCAA
Dicentrarchus labrax (European seabass) is the source of this 781-nucleotide messenger RNA. RefSeq names its product polymerase (DNA-directed), epsilon 4, accessory subunit (gene pole4). Gene Ontology annotation, molecular function: protein heterodimerization activity. Lineage: Eukaryota; Metazoa; Chordata; Actinopteri; Moronidae. The coding region runs from base 125 to 514 and encodes 129 amino acids. The record is from RefSeq and is a predicted model, not a curated record. Gene Ontology annotation, cellular component: epsilon DNA polymerase complex; nucleus. The transcript is spliced from 4 exons.